AUGGAAAUUAAUACAGAAUCGUUUAAUCCUUUUUAUGAUGAUUUAAAUGAAAAAAAUCCAUCAAAAAUAGCCAUUGAACAACUUGAACAAGAGAUUUUUUCUAAUGAUUUUUCAAAAGAAAGACUUUCAAAUGCUAUAAAACAGCUAUCAGAAAUCGCUGAAAAGGUUGGACUGGAUCCUAUAUCAAUCGAUAAAGGUAUUUCAAUGAUCUGUCGUAGCCAUCAUAUUGGUCAAAGCAAUGCAACUACAAUCAUCAAUUUAAUGAUGCCAUGUGAAAAAGUCAAGCAAAAAACAGCUAUUAGAAUAUUAGGAAGUCUUGGCCAUGGUAAAGGAAGAGCAAGUUUAUUUAUACAGAAUAUGCUUCUUAAAUGGAUUGUUAUGGUUUAUGAUUAUCUAGAUGGGUAUGAUGAAUUAAAUCAGCUUUAUGGCGUUAUUUUUCAUUAUAUUGGUUUUGUAACACUUAGGAAAUAUCUUUGUCAUAUUUUAAUUCUUAUAACACGCCGUAACAAUGUAAAGGCAUUUCGAAUAGAAAAACUUCUUGAAAUUCAGCGUCAGGCUCCUAAUGAUCAAAGCAUUUUUUCUCUAUUGCAACUUUACAAGUCAUAUUAUCCAGAUAUCAUAGUAACCAAAUUUUUAAAAGUUCAUGAUAAAUUAUUUGAUCACCCAAAUAAAUCGUGGUUAGCAAAAGUUAAUGCACUUCAAGAAUCUUCAUCUAGUAAAAUGAAAAAGGAUCAUGACACAUCACAUUAUGAAAUUAUGGGUAAUUUUUAUCGUGGUUUUAAAAGACAAAAAUUCGGGAAUUUUGUGAUUCCUGAAAUUCGAACAUUUGGUUCAAAAAAGGAAUCAUAUACUACAGAAGAAAUACGGACUAAACAAGAUCUUGUUGAACAUAUUGAUGAUAUUGAAUUUCCUGGUCAACUUGUAUCUAUUUUAGAUAGCCCAAUACUUCAAAAUCUUUUAGUUUUGCGCUGUCCAGAAUUUGCUAUUGAACGUUUAAAUUUUUGGUUUGAAGCUAAAUUAUCGUCAGAUUUAAGGGAAAACAAUAAUGAUGUAUAUAUUAAUGAUAUUUUACAACAUUUAGAAAAAUUUACAUAUUUCUUUAAGGAAACAUUGUCAUCUAUAGAUAAUUUUUUAAAUACAUUAUUGAAAACAUGGGAUGGUUUUAAAUAUCGGGAAUCAUUUUUUAAUCUCUUAAUACAUAUACCUAUUAAAUCAGAAAAAGAUAUUACAAUUAUGUUAUCGCAUCUUAUAAAAUUACAAAAUUUAAAUGAUUUAAAUUAUUGUAUAGACUUAAUGAAUUUUUUUUCUCGUCUAACUAGACAAUGGGUUAUAAAAUAUAUAAUAUUAAUCAAUAAAGAUGAGACUUAUUGGAAACUUCCAUCCAAUAAUAAUAUACCAAAUAACCCUUUUGACUCUAUUUUGUUUUUACUCGAAAAUAUAGAUAAUUUAUGUAUUAAUAUCCUUGAGUGUCAUAAAAAUAAUAUACGUAUUCAUGAUUCUAUUCUUUCAUUUUAUGAGCUUUUGUCAGAUUUAAUUGUUCAAGAAAAACUACCAAAUAUUAUAUUACCAUCAUCUCAUAUUAUCUAUCAAUGUUUUUUUUCAGGAAAUGGAAUGAGUUUAUCAAGAACAUGUGGAUUAAUAGUAGGAUAUAAAGCCGCUUUUGAUUACCAUGAAAAAAGUGAAAUAAAAUCUAUAUAUCAUCGCGAUAUUGUUGAUUACUUUAAUUCUUUUGUAAUGGAUUUCUGUAAUUGUUUAUGGAGAAACAGAGCAUUUAAUAAACAAGAUAAAAAUGCUCUUGGUUGUCAGCUAUCUGACGAAAUUAUUGCAACACUCAAAUCCAUGGCUGAAAUGCAAGGGAUUUUUUUUGGUUCUGUUUUUUCCAUUACACAUGGAACUGUAUUUGCACGUUGGUCGGCAGAAACUUUAAGAGAUCUAGAGAAUGCAUCUACCACCAUCGUUAAAAAGCAUGUAGGUCCUGUAAGCAAUACAUCUUUGAAACGAUGGGCAGAGGAAGGAGGAUUACAAAUCAGCUUAAAUGACUUCAGAGUUCUUGUAUUGAAUAAACUUCAAGAAAAGCAUUAUACUGGAGUAUAUGAUUUUUUGUAUAGUUCCAUGGCAUCUUUGAAAGAACGUCGCUUAUCAUAA
Molecule: messenger RNA, 2145 nt
Organism: Pneumocystis jirovecii RU7
Lineage: Eukaryota; Fungi; Ascomycota; Pneumocystomycetes; Pneumocystales; Pneumocystaceae
Exons: 15
Coding region: 1-2145 (714 amino acids)
Cellular component (GO): kinetochore; cytosol; nuclear body
Source: RefSeq, a predicted model, not a curated record